ACUUGCCAAGUACUCCAACGCCUACUUCAUCUCUCUUAUAAUCACACACACACCUACCUUAAUAGCUAUGGAAACUGGAGGCUUUCACGGCUACCGCAAGCUCCCCAACACCACCGCUGGGUUGAAGCUGUCAGUGUCAGACAUGAACAUGAGGCAGCAGGUAGCAUCAUCAGAUCACAGUGCAGCCACAGGAGAGGAGAACGAAUGCACGGUGAGGGAGCAAGACAGGUUCAUGCCAAUCGCCAACGUGAUUAGGAUCAUGCGCAAGAUUCUCCCUCCACACGCAAAAAUCUCGGACGAUGCAAAAGAAACAAUCCAAGAGUGCGUGUCUGAGUACAUCAGCUUCAUCACAGGUGAGGCGAACGAGCGUUGCCAGAGGGAGCAGCGGAAGACCAUAACCGCAGAGGACGUGCUUUGGGCCAUGAGCAAGCUUGGAUUCGACGACUACAUCGAACCGUUGACCAUGUACCUUCACCGCUACCGUGAACUUGAGGGUGACCGCACCUCUAUGAGGGGUGAACCACUCGGGAAGAGGACUGUGGAAUACGCCACGCUUGGUGUUGCUACUGCUUUUGUGCCUCCACCCUAUCAUCACCACAAUGGGUACUUUGGUGCUGCCAUGCCCAUGGGGACUUACGUUAGGGAAGCGCCACCAAAUACAGCCUCCUCCCAUCACCACCACCACCACCACCACCACCAUGCUCGUGGAAUCUCCAAUGCUCAUGAACCAAAUGCUCGCUCCAUAUAAAAUUAUAUAAUUAUGACUAGGAUUCAGAACAAGACUUGAUGAUGAUUAGCUUAACUCUCAGUAAUUGGUGCUAGAGUACUACUGUUGUUGAGGAUACUUUAUUUUAUAAUUAAGGGCUGGGAAGGGAGUUAGUAUAUUCCUAAUCCUAACUAUGUGCAUCUUUAAUUUAUGAAAUCACUUUGUUUUAACCUUUGAUGAUUUCGAUUUUCUUGUGUUUAAUUAAAUUGCUUUGAUGAAUGUUA
This is a messenger RNA of Glycine soja, 990 nucleotides long. RefSeq names its product nuclear transcription factor Y subunit B-6-like. The transcript has 2 exons. The coding region runs from base 68 to 748 and encodes 226 amino acids. Gene Ontology annotation, cellular component: nucleus; CCAAT-binding factor complex. Gene Ontology annotation, molecular function: DNA-binding transcription activator activity, RNA polymerase II-specific; RNA polymerase II cis-regulatory region sequence-specific DNA binding; protein heterodimerization activity. The record is from RefSeq and is a predicted model, not a curated record. Lineage: Eukaryota; Viridiplantae; Streptophyta; Magnoliopsida; Fabales; Fabaceae. Gene Ontology annotation, biological process: regulation of transcription by RNA polymerase II.